AUGGAAGAUGAAAUCGUCCAUGAUCACAUAAUCUUGGGUGUCAAGUCAGCUAAAGUUCGAGAAAAACUUAUUAAUGAAGGUUCUGAACUGACACUACAGAAGUCAAUGGAUAUAGCCAGGACACACGAAAUAUCACAGAAACAGCUGAAAAGUAUGUUUAGUCAAGAGGACCCCAAGGUCCACAUCGUUAAACAAACAACGAAUAAGAAGAGCAGAAAUACACAAAGUACGAGACAGAGACAUGAAAAAACUGAAGUGAAAUGUAACAAGUGUGGGUAUGAACACAAAUUCAAAGGAGCAACAUGUCCUGCAUAUGGUAAGAAGUGUAAUCUGUGCAAAAAGAUGAAUCAUUUUGCGAGCCAAUGUCGUAGUGAGAAACCAAAGUACAACAAAAAGAACAGUAAAAUGUUAGUACAGGUGGUGGAGAAUUACCUCACAGAUGACAGUACAAGUGAUGCUAGAGAGACAGAUUUGUAUGUAGGAAUGGAAAAUGACUUGCCAGUAAACAGACUCAAUGAUGAUUGGACAGUGUGUUGUAUAGUGAACAACAAAACAUUAAGAACACAAGUAGACACAGGGGCCAGGUGCAAUGUUAUAAGUCAACAAACCCUGAAGUCAUUACAGGUGAAAACCCCACUAGAGAAAUCUGAAGCCAUGCUGAGGUCGUAUAGUGGUCAUGCAAUUAAAUCAAUUGGAACUGUGAAGCUUCAAUGUAAUUUCAAGGACAACAACAAUCAUGUGAUACAAUUUCAAGUAAUUGAGAAAACAGCCCCUACAAUCAUAGGAGCAGAGAGCGCUAUGUCGAUUGGACUGGUGAAACGCUUAUUUGGGCUGAACAGAAGCUCUACAAACAAUGAUAGUCAAGUACGCUACGAAAAGCUAAAAGAAGAGUACAGCGAACUAUUUAGUGGAAAAGGACCUACAGACUGGGUUAAUAGCAUGGUAACGGUUACCAAGCCAAAUGGUAAAAUCAGAAUAUGUCUGGACCCAAGAGAUUUGAAUACAGCUAUCAAGAGACAACACUAUCCUAUGUUGACCAUUGAGGAAAUAGUAGCAUGGAUUCCGGAAGCCAAAUAUUUCUCCAAACUGGAUGCUACGUCUGGGUUUUGGCAAUUACAACUUGACGAGCCCAGUUCAAAGCUAUGUACAUUCAACACACCAUUUGGACGCUAUAGAUUUCUCCGCAUGCCAUUUGGAUUGAACUCUGCACCCGAAGUUUUUCAGUCAGUAAUGUCAAACAUGGUGGAAGACAUUGAUGGCGCAGAAGCUAUAGUAGAUGACAUUUUAGUCUGGGGAAAGUCAGUCGAGGAACAUGACAGAAGGCUACAAGAAGUCCUUCAAAGCUUAUAA
Messenger RNA from Ylistrum balloti, 1350 nucleotides. RefSeq lists its product as uncharacterized. NCBI's taxonomy places the organism in Eukaryota, Metazoa, Mollusca, Bivalvia, Pectinida, Pectinidae. The transcript has 2 exons. The record is from RefSeq and is a predicted model, not a curated record. The coding region runs from base 1 to 1350 and encodes 449 amino acids.